GCGAUGGGACUUUGGUUGGUUUGCUGGCUGUGCCUUUGGGCUGCUCUGCCCUUCCUGUUCUCUGCUGUGUGUGACCCGGAGCCGGCCUGGAGGCUGCCGUGUGGCCCGCCCGCUAUCAGCAGCACUGACUGUAUCAAGCAGGGCUGCUGCUUUGAGUCACCGAGCCUCAGUGGGCAGCCCUGUUUCUACAACCUGAGAGAGAGUCCGGGCAAGCAGCCCCCUCCCGGAUCCCACAGCGAGCGUGAGGAGACUGGAAGCUUUGUGUAUGAAACAGACAUCUUGGGGAAGAGGAUGAUUCAGACUGGGCCACAAGUCUCAAUAACCCGGGACAGCACCUUCAGCCUGCACGUCCAGUGCAAGUACAAAGGGGAGCAUGAGGCUGGCUUACAAAUCAAUGUCUCAGUUUACACACUCCCUCCACCACUAGCUGCUUCUGAAGAUGGGAUUCUGAUGCUGAAACUGCGAAUAGCAAAAGAUGGCAACUACAGGUCGUGGUACAAGGACAGUGACUACCCCAUUGAGAGAAUCCUUCAGGAGUCGGUGUUUGUUGAGGUUUGUGUGAAGGAUCGCACUGACCCAGUGAUUGUCCUGAGAUUGCGUGACUGCUGGGCAGCCCCUGACCAUGAGGUGCAGUGGAGUCUCCUGGUGGAUGGGUGCCCCUGUGAGGGUGAAGACUACCUGACUGUCCUACACCCAGUAGAUGCCUCUUCUGGCCUGCAGUUCCCAACCCAUCACAAGCGGUUUGAAGUGAAGACCUUUGUUUUCUUGGAUGGUGUGUCUGAGCAGCCCCUCUCUGAACAAGUAACCAAACUGAUGGAAUGAGACCAAGAUCACAAAAUUGGCUGGCUGUCUGUACUGCAACCUGGACUACUUAGCUACAAGAAGCUCUCCUAAAAUCUCUGCUUCUUUCUAGGUAUACUUGCAUUGCAGUGCUGAGGUUUGCUGUCCCUCUGGUCAGGAUGACUGUGCACCCAGAUGUGGUUCAAGUGAAUUCCUUAUUCUGUGGAAGGCCAGUGGGUGUUUUAAAUGGCCUUUUAUUGAGAAAGUAAUGAGCCAUGUGAAUGAAGGAGAACUUGCAGAUGGCCUUUUUGCCUAAAGGCAUGUGAAGGUGCCACAGUAAAUGUGGUGGAAGAACUUUGCAGUGCAGGCAUGUAAUUUGAAGAAAGGGACCUUCUCAUUGUAAUAGAAAACAUGUAUGAAUGGGUCACUAAAGCUGGCAAGUGAAUGUUGGAAUUCAA
Molecule: messenger RNA, 1238 nt
Organism: Rhincodon typus (whale shark)
Lineage: Eukaryota; Metazoa; Chordata; Chondrichthyes; Orectolobiformes; Rhincodontidae
Product: zona pellucida sperm-binding protein 4-like
Exons: 5
Coding region: 4-822 (272 amino acids)
Biological process (GO): prevention of polyspermy; binding of sperm to zona pellucida
Cellular component (GO): egg coat
Molecular function (GO): structural constituent of egg coat; acrosin binding
Source: RefSeq, a predicted model, not a curated record